This is a messenger RNA of Aplosporella prunicola CBS 121167, 1798 nucleotides long. RefSeq lists its product as uncharacterized. Bases 179 to 1684 code for a protein of 501 amino acids. The transcript has a single exon. Lineage: Eukaryota; Fungi; Ascomycota; Dothideomycetes; Botryosphaeriales; Aplosporellaceae. Gene Ontology annotation, biological process: siderophore biosynthetic process. The record is from RefSeq and is a predicted model, not a curated record.
CCCGCCGUCGCCGCUGUCGCCGGGCCCGAGAACCCCCGGCGCUGCGUGCUGGACACUGGGCUGGUAGGUAGGUAUACCUAGGGUGGGUGGGUAGGUGUGCGCUCUGAGACAUUGUCUGUGGUAGCUCCCGCAACUCUAAUCGUGUCUUACCUCUCCGCACAACGCAAGCAUCGUCGCAAUGGCAUCUUCUUCCUGCUCCUCCUCCUCGUCGACGCAGCGCGCGUUCCCGCAGCGCAUCCACCUCCCGCACCCGUACCUCACGGCCUACGACGUCGUCGAAGACACGACCACUCCCACCACUAGCACACCUACCACCAAUGGUGGCAGUAGUGGCAGUGCCAGCCCGCAGUACCGCGUCCUGCACCGCCCAGACGUUACGAGCCCCUGUGGCAAGGGCGUUGCGCCGCCAGUGCCGCUGCACCAUCCCCGCCUGGCGUGGACGGCGCCUCAGCCGCCUGACCUGGAGGCCUGUCCCGCGCUGGGGGACAACAGCUCGUGGGCGCGGGCGCGGCGCACGCCGCUUACGGCUGUUAGCUGGAGCGACAGCAACAGCAGCAGCAACAGCAGCAGCAGCGAGGGCUCGCCGCCCAGCGUGCCGCAGUUCUGGCUACUGGCCUACGCACUCGUGACGCUGCACCCCAAAGCCGAGGUCUUCCGGGUUGCGCUGCAGGGCCCCGGCGCCGAGGAGCUGGCACACCGCCUCUGCGCCGUCGGCCUGCUGGUGCCGCAUCCGGCGGCCUCGGCGCAGCAGUUGGAGCAGCUGCGCAAGCUGGCUACCGCAGCCACAGCCACAGCCACAGCCACAGACGCAGACGCAGACGCAGACGCAGGCGCAGGCGCAGGCGCAGGCGAGUUCCUCCUCUUCGCAGGCAGUUUCUGGCAAGGCGCCGGCUCGCCCACCGGGCCGCGGCCCAUCUGGCUCGCCGAGCACGCGCUGCAGCCAUCAGCCAUGUAUCCGGCAUUCCCACACUUACCAGCGGCCGUGACGGCAUGGCCGCCGCAGCCACGGCACACGCAGCACCCGGUGCGGCCGGCGAAGCCAGCGCCAGGCAGCGUCGUUUACAGCCGGUGGAUCCCGCACCUAGGGGCGCAGUUCUCGAUAGUAGCGCUGGACUGGCGCAACAGCGCGCACGUGCGCCUCUUCCACGCGUGGCAGAACGACCCGCGCGUCGCGGCGGGGUGGAACGAGACGGGCAGCGUGGAGGCGCACACGGCGUACCUGCGGCGGCAGCACGAGGACUUGCACACGCUCGCGCUGCUGGCGCGGUUCGACGGCGCCGCGUUCGCGUACUUCGAGGUCUACUGGGCCAAGGAGGACCAUAUGGGCGCGCACUUCGACGCCGGCGCGUACGACCGCGGCCGGCACAGCUUGGUUGGCGAUGCGAGGUUUCGCGGGCCCCAUCGCGUCGCGGCGUGGUGGUCGGGUCUGAUGCAUUUCAUGUUUCUGGAUGAGCCGCGCACCAUGCGUUUGGUUGGUGAGCCGAGGGCCACGAAUACUACCGUCUUGGAUUACGAUGCCCGCUGUGGGUUCCAUGUGCUACGCUUCGUCGACUUGCCGCAUAAGCGCAGCGCGGUGGUUGCGUGUGAGCGCGAGUGGUUCUUCCAGCUUUGUCCGCUGGCGUGGGAGCCGGAGGGGGAGGAGACGGGCGAGGGCGGCGUGGUGAGGGCGGUGGCAAGGCUGUGAGCAUGGCGUGUGUUGUGUGAUGGUUGUGUUGUGUUGUGGUUGUAUGUGUGUAUCUCCGUAGGUUGUAGGUGCCUACAUCCGUAGUCAGCCACCCUCAAACGAGCCGUCCGAGAC